This is a messenger RNA of Olea europaea var. sylvestris, 861 nucleotides long. Its product is annotated as 11-beta-hydroxysteroid dehydrogenase 1B-like. Bases 18 to 665 code for a protein of 215 amino acids. Gene Ontology annotation, molecular function: oxidoreductase activity. The record is from RefSeq and is a predicted model, not a curated record. The transcript has 4 exons. Lineage: Eukaryota; Viridiplantae; Streptophyta; Magnoliopsida; Lamiales; Oleaceae.
UAGUUAAUAAUGCGGGAAUGGUGUCGAUCUCUAUGCUGGAAGAAGCUAAAGAUGUCACUGAUUUCAGAACAGUCGUGGAUACCAAUUUUUGGGGCUACGUAUAUAUGACACGAUUUGCGGUUCCGCAUCUCAGAAACAGCAGAGGCCGAAUUGUUGGAAUUUCUUCAAGUGCGUCGUGGUUACCAGCACCUAGGAUGGGUUUUUACAACGCAAGCAAAGCAGCAAUCACACAAUUUUUUGAGACGUUGAGGAUUGAGUUUGGGCCUGAUAUAGGAAUAACACUUGUAACUCCUGGAUUCAUAGAGUCUGAACUUCCAGAAGGCAAACAUAUGAGCAAGGCAGGCAAACUUGAAGUUGAUCAGGAUAUCAGAGAUGCUCUAGUGAGCAUAAUCCCAGUGCAGAGAGUGGAGAGUUGUGCAAGAGGAAUUGUGAGCAGUGCAUGCAAGGGAGAAAGAUACGUUACUGAACCAGCAUGGUUCAGAGCCACUUUCUUAUGGAAGAUUUUCUGCCCAGAGGUGAUAGAGUGGACUUACCGAUUGCUAUACAUCACCCAUCCAGGGGAAUCGCCAAAGGACGCCGUUGGCAAGAAGCUAGUAGAUAUCACCGGAGCCAAGAAGUUUCUGUACCCAGAAACUAUUCGGGUACCUGAACCAAAGACAGAUUAAUAUUGAACAUGUCAGUUCCUGUAUUGCGAAUUUGUGGUAUGAUCGUUUGAUGAUGAAUUUGUUCUGUCUCAGGAUUGCUAGUCACGAAUCUUUGAUUUUUUAUAUCAUGAAGCAAUACUUAUGAAUAAGCAUAUGGAUGUAAACUAUGAACAGAUUUUAAAUAACAUAAUCAAGAAUGUAUGGUUUUAUAUACAAA